AUAUAACAGUUUCCCUUGUCUUAGCAUUAACUUAUCACGCUCUCUGUUACACACACGUUCUCUCACUCUCUUUCAGAACAGCAGCAAGAGGUAGUUAUGAGACACACCUUUCUCAGAGAUAAGUACAGCAGCCACACAAAGCCUCCUUACUUAAUCAUUAACGAUCGACACUUUGGUAAGUAAAGGAACCUACAAGGAAAUGGGAGGACUAAUUUUAGCAGGAGCUCAGAAGGUAUCAGACACAGUUACACAAAGAAGCAAGGGACAAGCACGUCUUCAUAUUGGGGAGAUCAAGUCAAGAGACACAAGAUGAACCUGUUCACCCAGCAAACUGUGAUGCUUUGGCUCUGUGUUGCUCGUACACUCACGACGGCAGAGCUGGUGAAGCUAAGCACUGUUGACUCUGUCAUUGUGUGGUGUCACCAGAGUGUCCGCCUCCAAUGUAACAUCUCCACCUCCCAGGAGGGACUGUUGAUCAAACAUCUGGCCUGGGUCCGCCAGGACGGGAAGCACCUGUGUGAUGUUAACGGAACUGAAGUGACCGGGACCCACCCAGGGAGCACAACUAGUGCUAUGGAGUGUAGUUAUACCCCACAGACACAGCUGUCCCUGACUCUGCUGCAGGUACGACCACUGGAUCAGGGAAAGUACUUGUGCAAGCUGCGCUCCAGUCAUGGAGUAAAGGAGGCCACUACAAUGGUGAAGCUGCAAGAGUCCUACAAGGAGGCCCAGCCCAGUAUCAGUGAUGAGGGCCCAACCUGCACCUUCACUGGGGUCUAUCCUGAUGGCGAGGUGCACUGGUUCCAGGGACCCAACAACGUGACUGGGGACUCUACAAUCAACACUAAACAAGUGGAAGAUGGAGCGUCAUUGACUAUAACUAGUUCCCUGAAAAGAAAGACAGUCUCUGGGGAAGAGGCCUACAACUGCUCCCUGUGGAUCCCCAGUACCGGAUCCUACCUGACCAGCAGCUUAGUGGUACCAGAGCAUGAUAAAGCCAGGGUUGCGCAGCCCAAUGCCAGUGGGUCAGGGUCCAUUGGUCCUUUGUGGAAACCUUUUCUAGUCCUCCUGAGUACUCUCUUCCUGGUGUGACGUCUUGAAAACAAACAUGAACAAAUUGACAAGCAAGUGCCAGGAUCAUUUAAUAAGAAUAUGGAAGAGCCAUUGUGUGAGGUUCCUUUCAUGGUCCAAAGGUUUCCUUGGCUGCGUAGAACAAGGAAAUGAUGAACAGAUGAGAGAGGCUGAUCAACCUAUUGUGAACGCACCCUUGUUGGUCUGCCAGUGCCAGAUAUAAAUGAUUGUUAAUUAAAAACUGCAAACGGCAGUAGAAACAGUAACAAAGCUUACUUCCUGCCAGUUUUGGUAAAAAAUUGAGGGAUGGGGCUGGAGAAAUGUAACCACUCUCAAAUUCAUAGACGCGCUUUGGAUGCAUGGACUGACCAUCCAUGAUAUCAAAAUAAUAGUUUUAACAAUGUUUUGAGGCUAUAUAGUGUUUUAUUAAAUUGGAGUUGAACAAGCUUCUGAUGGGGUAAGAGAGUUGCACUAAGCUCAUGAGGCAUUUAUAAGUUACAUUCUUCAAGAAUUAAUGUGUACAUAUUAAAAAAAUGAUGUGACAACUACUGAUUGCCCCUUUAAGGGCGUGACCUUUUGUAGAAAAGCCUUCCUGUUUGCGUUAAUCAGAGAGAUCCCCUUGGACAGGAGCGGUGGUUUAACUGGGUUGAUUUUUUUUGUUGUUGAUUUUUUAAGUACAAUGGUAAAUGUAGUGUUUGCUGGCGCCCAUAGUCCACCUAGACACAUCCUCCGUGAGUGUUGUAACACCAACGUUUAACUGAAUGAGAAUUGUGAGAAAUGUAUUGUUAGUAAUGUUUGUUUGUGAGGUGAUAUUCCUGCUUAGGAUGGAUGUAAAUAAAUGGCUGCAUCCUGA
This is a messenger RNA of Salmo salar (Atlantic salmon), 1924 nucleotides long. RefSeq lists its product as uncharacterized. The record is from RefSeq and is a predicted model, not a curated record. Lineage: Eukaryota; Metazoa; Chordata; Actinopteri; Salmoniformes; Salmonidae.